This is a messenger RNA of Echinostoma caproni, 888 nucleotides long. Lineage: Eukaryota; Metazoa; Platyhelminthes; Trematoda; Plagiorchiida; Echinostomatidae. The record is from the annotation of a GenBank genome assembly.
AUGGAACGUCCGACAGUUCAUCCCCAUGACCAAACAGUGCAACGAAAUCGUCUUUCCACGGGUCUUGUUCGACCGAAUGGGUCCACUAACUCCGAGCAACAUCAGCAGCAGCAGCAGCCGCAACAACAACAACAAAUUGUACUUAGCUAUGCCAGACCAGCCCUUGAUUCUACAUACCCGCGGCAGACCGCAGUGUACGAGCGUCGGCACAAUGGUGCCGUACCGUCUCACGUUCCAAUUGAACGGAUGGAGUUCGAUUUGGAUGGCACUGUGCGGCAUCUCACAUCAUCGCAACGUGUUCGACUCACUCAAGAUCUGGCAAUUGUCGAGACCAAUGUCAACGUGUUGAACGAUAUGCUUGCCGAAUUGAGACCGGAUACUGUUGGACCGGAUGAUUUGACCUUACUACAGGAAUUGUAUCAAACGUGCCGUGCCAUGCAUCAGCGGGUGGUUGAGUUCCUCAGUCAAGUAUCCGAUGAAGAGGUGACACCGUGUCUUUUGCAAGUGAAUGACAAUCUGAACAACGCAUUUUCUCGAUAUGAACGGUUCGAGCGCUAUCGAAUACGCGCCCUACGAUCAGAGAUGAUGUCAGAUGCUGCUGCAUUAGAUUUGGCCAGUGUUCGAUUCAGCUCUUAUCAUGGGGCACAUCCGACUGGAGCACUUCGUCUGGCUGCUCGACCGCAAAACACACAAAGCCCAAUGUUGGCCAUUACCUCGGGACGUAGUGUCCCUGUCAGCGGUCGAGCUGUAGUAGUGAAUUUCCAAUGGUCCACCAACCCGGUGAAAACCCCGGAUAUCGGCUUUUCGUCCUCUCACCUUGGUGGGAAACACCGCCAGGAGAAUGCAGUGAGUAGGGCUUCCUCAGCAGAGGCUAUUGGAGACGCUUAG